AUGAGCCCUUGCUCUCGCAUCAGGGCAACGGCGGUGGUGAGGACUAGCAGUCCGCCUCCGGCCGAAGGAAUAAUCGCAGGGGCCGAGGUUCUUCAUCUUCAGGAGGUCAUGGUGGGUACAGUGGCGCUUCAGGCGGUCGAGGUGGAUACUCUCAAGGUGGUGGUCAGUACAACUUGUCUGUCAGGUGGUUACCAGUCUGGAGGCCCUUCCCAUCAGGCUUCUGGCGGCAGAGGCUACAGCAGCUCUCGUGGAAACUACCGCGGUGGCGGCGGUUCAUCCAAUUCAUCUGGCGGCAAAGUCUGGAAACUGAACUCUGUCAAGCGAGACGCGGAGGCGGCCGAGGCCGAGAAACGCCCUUACCGCCCAGCCUUUGGAACUGGUGGUCAGGGAGUCGAGCUCUGGGCCAAUUACUUCCCUAUCAAGACGCUUGGGUCGCCCAAAAAGCUGUACCGUUACAGUUUCGCUGUAUACCCGGUGCAGGAAAAGAAGACGGCGGGUCAACAAAAAGUUGCCGACACAAGCCAGAGACGGGAAACCCGCAACGCCUCCGAUGGGCAUGGCGCGCAGGCAGGACAAUCUGGGUCAUUCUCUGUGUUGGCCGAUACCGACACAGACGAGAAGAUCACAGGCAAACGCAUCGGGGCCAUAUUUGCAACAGCCCAAGACGCUCUCACAAUGGGACAAGUGUGGGCAACAGACUACAAAGAGACCCUCGUGUUGCAACAGCCUCUGGACUUCAAGGAUACAGAGGCGCUGCCACUGCUGACAGUCUGUCGCGAGACUGCGACUGUUCAGGUUCAUUUUCCACCGUCCCAAGUCUACAAAGAGGACCGCAGAUACGACGUUCGCUUUCAACUUGACGAGGAAAUGGACCUCGGUGCAUUAUUCAAGGAUCUGAGUAACGGAAAUCCGCCCCCGGAAGGGUUUGUCAAGGCACUUUCGGUGAUCUUUGGGUAUGCACCUCUGCGAGACGCGAAGACCAGAGUCCUUGGAGCAGGCAGGUAUUUCAAAGACUCCAGGGAGGAGCGCCAAGAUCUUGUGUGCAUGAGCAACCCAGACAUACCCAAGUUGAUGACGAUCCUCAGAGGAUUCGUUCAGAAUGUGCGUCCAGCCACUGGCAAAUUUUUGUUGAAUGUCAAUGUCACGUAUGGAAUCUUCCGGCCCAAGAUCAACCUAGGGCGGUUGUUGUGGCCGAGGGCGGCGUUGAUCUGGGGCAGCGACGAGAAACAGCGACUUGGGGAUCUCGAGAAGCUGCACGGGAUCAUUCAGAGGACCAAGAUUCUCUACAAGCCACCAAAGAAGAAGGGAAAGCCCACGGAUGCGCAGCCGAACCGAAGUUCGGUCUGCACAGAUCAGAGCCACCCAGGAGGUCCAGACGACUUCGUUAACAGGAUCACCAUUGCUGGCUUUGCCCGGAGGAAGGACUCGGGUCAAGGUAAACAGACAGACUUCCCGAACUGGGAGCAGGCCAGAUGCAAGGACGGGGAUGACGACAUUACAGUCAAGCAAUACUUUGAGAAGUACUACAAGAUCGCGCUCAAACACCCGGAGCUGCCUUUAAUCAAUCGUGGCACACCCGAGGCUCCAGAUUACAUCCCCGCUGAGAGAUGCUGGCUGGACUUCGGACAGGCCCGCCUCGCCAAAAUUGAGCAGGAUGACGCGGCUGAAAUGAUUAGAUUUGCAUGCCAGCGACCCUUUGACAAUGCGACCAAGAUAUGCAACGUUGGUCAUGCCGUGCUGCAUCUGGGCUCUUCCAACCAGACUCUACAGCAUUUUGGGUUGUCUGUCGGAAAUGACCUGCUCAAGGUCCAAGGUCGUGAGCUGGAUGCUCCAUUACUGGCAUACAGGCAAUCAAACGUGCCAGGUCCCGCCACCACUCUGCCGGCCAUCCAGGACUUCAAGAUGGAGAUGUUGAGGUUGGGCAUGAAGAUGGGUAAUGCACUAAUGACCUUUAACAUCAAAGAAGGUGGAGAAAAGCAUAUCAUAACGGGCUUCCACAGUUUCCUCAAGGAAAGCAAAGCGAGGGGCGCGACUCUUGCGCUCAUCGUUUUCCCAUACCAGCAGCCAAGCGGGGUCUACAACAAGAUCAAGUUCCUCGGCGAUGUCGUGCAUGGACUUCACACAGUCUGUGUCAUCGGCAGGAAAUUUGUCAAGAAUGGUCAGACUCAAAGAGAAUACUUUGCUAAUGUGUCCCUCAAGAUCAACCUCAAGCUUGGAGGCACCAAUCACCAGCUUACCCACCCCCCGGAGCUGUUCAGAGGCACAAUGGUCGUGGGCUACGACGCAGUCCAUCCAACAGCGGUGGAGAAGGAGGAUCUUCCGAGUCACAUGGCGCUGGUAGCCAGCGUCGACGAGGGCCUGGGGCAGUGGAGUGGCUGCUACUGGACACAGAAGCGUCGACAGGAGAUUGCCGAUGCGACAAACCUGAAGCAGCACAUGAAGAGCAGACUUGAAUUGUGGAUGAAAGAGAGGCGCCGACGGCCCGAACGCAUCAUCAUCUACCGAGACGGUGUUUCCGAUUCUCAGUAUGAGGCGGUCAUGAAAGACGAGCUGCCCCAGAUCGAGGCCGCCUAUCGCGACCAGUUCCAGGGGGAGGAGCCAAAGAUCACCCUCGUAGUCGCGGUCAAGAGGCAUUCCACCCGCUUCUACCCAUCCGAUCCAACCCACAUGACAAAAUCUGGCAACAUGAGAAGUGGUACUAUUGUCGACCGUGGCAUCACUGAGGCACGGUACUGGGAGUUCUUCCUCACAGCUCACGAGGCGAUCCAGGGGACAGCGCGGCCCGCGCGCUAUGUUGUCCUCCGCGAUGAUAUCUUCAGGACAAAAUACAAGAAAGAUGGGUUGGUCAAGGGUCACGACUUCACAGAGGCUGUCAACAAGUUGGAGGAGUUCACCCACAAGGUGUGCUAUCUCUUCGGGCGGGCGACCAGAGCAGUCAGCCUGUGCACCCCGGCGUACUAUGCCGACAUUCUAUGCACCAGAGCUCGGGCAUACGAGUCUGCCAUAGCCCACGAACCAUUCAAGGACAUGCUCGGUAUCAGGACAAGGACGGUGGGGGCUGCCGAGGACGAGGAGCUCCGGCGCAUCAGGGAGAUGAAGGUCCAUGAUGAUCUCAAGAACUCAAUGUUCUGGAUCUGA
Cryphonectria parasitica EP155 is the source of this 3138-nucleotide messenger RNA. RefSeq lists its product as uncharacterized. The transcript has 6 exons. Bases 1 to 3138 code for a protein of 1045 amino acids. Gene Ontology annotation, molecular function: RNA binding; protein binding. Lineage: Eukaryota; Fungi; Ascomycota; Sordariomycetes; Diaporthales; Cryphonectriaceae. The record is from RefSeq and is a predicted model, not a curated record.